This is a messenger RNA of Paramecium sonneborni, 1913 nucleotides long. Lineage: Eukaryota; Ciliophora; Oligohymenophorea; Peniculida; Parameciidae. The record is from the annotation of a GenBank genome assembly.
UACAAAUGAACCAAUUUGAUGAUAGUGUAAAAUCUUAAGAAACAUAAUAAAUAGAACUUUUUGUGAACUGUAGAUAAUUAGAUGAUAUGGGAAUAGUGACAUUUAGUAAUCCAUAAGUGAUAAUAUAUAGAAAAAACUAAAAUUUGUGUAUAAAUAAAAUAUGAUAUGAAAAGGGAUAAAAAUAGAUGAAACAGAAGUGAUUUAUAAUAGUUUGAAUCCGAAUUUUGUAAAAACUUUUUAGAUGAAUUAUUUAUUUUAAGUUUAGUAAAAUCUAAAAUUUGAGGUUCAUCAUUAUAUAAGUUAAACAUAAACAAAAGUAUUUUAGUAAAUAAUAUUAAGAUAAUAGGUAAAAUAGAAACAACAGUAGGAGAAAUAAUAGGCUCAAAAAAUUAAAUUUAUACAACUUAUUUGAUAAAUUAGAGUGGGAAAAGAAGUGGGAAAAUAAUAAUAAAAGCAGAUUAAAUGAAGGAAUGUAAUGCUGAAUUUAAAAUAUAAUUAUCUGUUAAUAAAAUAUAAGGAUCAAAAUUUUGGUUUUUUUGGGAUAAAAUACAUCCAUUUUUAAGAAUGUAUAGAUAAAGAAUAGAUGAUUAAAUAUAAGUUUUAGUAUAUGAAACAGAGAGUACAAAAGAUUAGAAUAAAAUGAAAUGGAAGGAUAUAGAAUGUUAAGCAUAGAAAUUAUGUAAUGGAGAUUAUGGAAUGUAAAUAAAAAUAGAAUUAUGGGAUUAUAAAAAAUCUGGUAAACACAAAUACAUAGGAGAAACAACAGUAUGUAUAAAUGAAUUAAUGGAAGCAAGUAAAGUUAAUAAGACAUUUUAGAAAGAGUUCAUUAAUAAAAGUUAAAAGAAUAAUAAUAAGAAAUGUGUUGGUAUUUUAUAAUGUGAAAAAUUUGAAUUAAAAUCUCAUUAUACAUUUCUUGAUUAUUGUAUAGGAGGUUAAUAAUUAAGUUUAAUAGUUGGUAUUGAUUUUACAGCAUCAAAUGAAAAUAUUGAGAAUCCUAAAUCUCUUCAUUAUAUUGAAAAUGAUUCUCCUAGUUAAUAUUUAUAAGCUAUAAUAAGUGUAGUAGAAAUAUUAAUAAAUUAUGAUCAUGAUAAAAGAAUUCCAGUUUAUGGUUUUGGUUGUAAACCUAAAAUGUAAUUUAUUAAUACCAAUAAAACAUAACAUAUAUUUCAUUUAAAUGAUAAUCCUAAUGAUCCAAAGUAAUUUUAUAUAUAUUAUUUUUUAGAGUUUAAGGAUUGGAUGGAAUAAUUUAAUGUUAUAAAAAAUCAUUAAAUAAAUUAUAAUUUGAUGGUCCAACUUAUUUACAUCCAAUUUUAAAAAAAACAAUGGAAAUGGCAUAAUAAUCUAAAAAUUAAGGAAGUUAAAAUUAUUAUGUUUUAUUAAUUUUAACAGAUGGAUAAACAGAUGAUAUGUUAGAAUCUAUUGAUGAUAUUAUUGCAUCAUCAUUAUUACCAUUAUCAAUCAUUAUUGUUGGUUUAGGUGAUGCAAAUUUUAAAAAUAUGAUGAUUUUAGAUAAUGAUAAUAAAAGUAUGAUUGAUAGUAAAGGAAAUAAAGCAAUUAGAGAUUUAGUUUAAUUUGUUCCAUUUAAUUAAUUUAAAAGCAAUCCAACUUAAUUAUCAAUAGAAGUAUUAAAAGAAUUACCUAAUUAAUUAAUAGAAUAUAUGGAAUUAGUAGGAAUUCAUCCUAAAUGCCCAAAAUGUAAUUUUAUUAAUAUUAUUUAAGUAAUUAAUUCAUAUUCACAUUUACCGUCUAAUUUAGAUAAUUAUUUGAAUAUAUAAUAACAUUAAGUAGAUUUAUAAUAAAAUCAACAGGGUUAAAUUAUAGAAAAUGAACAAAACAAUUAAAUUACCUUUUCACUCGAAUAAAAAUAAUAAUAUUUAAACACUUCCUUAAAAUAGAAAUUGACUAAGUAAUGA